GAUUCAUGUCAAGUAAGUGUCAGAGACGUCAAGAGGCGUCAUCAAUAGUCCGAGAUGAAGGACAUUAAAGCCAAGCUGCUCUUUUACUCUUCCCCGGAGGUAUUCAGCUCCUGCAAUUUACUGCAACAUGACAUUUCGGGAAUUCUCCUGGAAGCCAAAGUUUCAGUCUUUAUCCCCUAGUUCCGAGAUGCCUCAAUUCCUUCUCCACAGAGAUUGGAACAAACAUGAAUCCGCUUCCUCGUUGAAUUUCAUCUCACCCCCUCCAGUCUUACAAAUUUCCGGAGAAAGCCCUUUAUACCCGGGUCUCUCUCGGUCUUGCGAGUCUUCCCAAAGGCCCGAGAGGCAUGACAACUUUUCACCCUGCCGAGCACACUUCCCCUCUUCUCCGCCGAGAUGGAAAUCCCCAUCCCCUCUUUCCCCUUUCCUUUUUCCUCUCUGCCCGCCCGAACGUUUGGCCGAGAAGUUCACCCACCAUCUCACUCACUCACCACCAGGCUCCUCUUCCCCUCCCGGAUGAAGUUCUGCUAUCGAUUUUCCUGACAACGAAGAUGACAUCUCGACGUUCUCCUAUUGAUUACUAACCAUACCCACCAAGACACGACCUGUCACCCCCUCAAACGCCACGAUAUCACAUCGCAAAUCCGGGGUGCCAAGACAACGAACUCUAACCCAAACUGGAACCCCGCACCCCAUCAUAGUACCCACCUUUUAGACACGAAAAAAAGGAUGUGAUAAGAUCGCUCACAUCCUACCAUCUCUAGUGAACGGGUGAAGGCUCCGACUUGCUCGA
Molecule: messenger RNA, 790 nt
Organism: Hyaloscypha bicolor E
Lineage: Eukaryota; Fungi; Ascomycota; Leotiomycetes; Helotiales; Hyaloscyphaceae
Exons: 1
Coding region: 128-517 (129 amino acids)
Source: RefSeq, a predicted model, not a curated record